This is a messenger RNA of Prunus dulcis (almond), 1416 nucleotides long. Its product is annotated as UPF0481 protein At3g47200-like. Bases 1 to 1416 code for a protein of 471 amino acids. The record is from RefSeq and is a predicted model, not a curated record. The transcript has a single exon. NCBI's taxonomy places the organism in Eukaryota, Viridiplantae, Streptophyta, Magnoliopsida, Rosales, Rosaceae.
AUGGCCCAAAAAGAUGAAAAUGUGAGGCAAGUUACCAAAAGAGGAGGUGGACAAGGAAGCAGAGGAGACCAAGACCAACCUGCAGAAACUGAGGUAAGUAUUACAAUCCAUGAGGAGGCAAGUACCAGGGAGGAGAGACUCAAAAAAUUAAGGGUAGAAGCACCGCCAAUUCAGGCUGAAAAGGUGAAACCAAAGAUCCAAAAGGUUCCCUUCAUGCUCCGACAAGACAAAAAAUUCGACAAGUACUACGAGCCAAUUGUUGCAGCACUCGGUCCCUUCCACCAUGCUCGGUUGCCACAGUACGAGUAUGCAGAGAAAAUCAAGCUUAAAUUAGCUGCAAACUUUCUCAAAGACAGUAAGCAGCAUGAUGCAGAUCUGCUCAAGAAGGUUGAGGACAAUAUCAACGAACUAAGGAAGUGCUAUGAUGAGGAAGCAACAAAGAACUAUGAUGACGAAUUCCUCGCGUGGAUGUUGUUCGUUGAUGGGUGCUCCACACUGGAAUUCAUAUACAAAUAUGAUGAAUUAGAAAAUUUUCAGAUCAAGAGAGACCAGGUGGGCUUUGUAGAACAUGACAUAUUCUUGCUGGAGAACCAACUUCCUUAUCAACUCCUCCAGCUGUUGAUGAGCUCGAGCCACAUACAUAAGGAAUUGAAGAAAUCAAUCGAUGAGUUUGUUGGGAGAAACAGCCCUGCAGCUGCACCAGCAGAUCAGAAGGGACAAAAUCCAGAAGCAGAAGAACAGAGGUCACAACCAGGACAAGAAGUAGAAGCAGAGCCAACUCAUCUGCUAGAGCUUCUUCGGACAACAAUGCUACCUUACGAAAGUGAGAAAAAAGAAGGUACUCAACGUUCCCACUCUUUUCGCAAUGUGCAAGAGCUUCAGGCAUCUGGGAUCCAUUUUAAACCUAGUGAGGACAACUCAUUGAGGAGCAUAUAUUUUGGGUCUUCUCAUCUAUUCCAUGGAAUCCUUCAUCUUCCUCGAAUAAAAGUCGACGACUCGACCAGACCCAAGUUCAUGAACUUGAUAGCCUACGAAAUGUGUCCCGAUUUCCAUAAUGAUUUCGGGGUCACAUCUUACAUAUGCUUCCUCGAUUCGCUCAUCGAUCAGCCCGAUGAUGUAAAGCAUCUGAGGAAAAAGCAGAUACUUCGAAACUUCCUUGGGAAUGACGAGGAGGUGGCUCAGCUCUUCAAUGAGAUAGGCACUGACUUGGUGCCUAACAAUGACAUUUACUCCUCUGUUAAAGACAAAAUAGAAGAUCACUACGAUAACUGGGGUAACAGAGUGAUGGCUCAAUUCUUUCACGAGCAUUUCAGCAGCCCCUGGACUGGUAUUGCUUUCCUUGGUGCUCUCCUAGCUCUUGGGUCGAGCAUCGUUCAGACUGUUUACUCAGUCCUCGGUUAUCAUAAUAGUAAAUAG